Molecule: messenger RNA, 1224 nt
Organism: Odobenus rosmarus divergens (Pacific walrus)
Lineage: Eukaryota; Metazoa; Chordata; Mammalia; Carnivora; Odobenidae
Gene: COMMD8
Product: COMM domain containing 8
Exons: 5
Coding region: 39-590 (183 amino acids)
Source: RefSeq, a predicted model, not a curated record
GCCUUGUCAUGUGACCGAGGUUCCUGCUUCGUACUAGGAUGGAGCCGGAAGAGGGGACGCCCUUGUGGCAGCUGCAGAAGCUUCCAGCCGAGCUGGGCCCGCAGCUUCUUCACAAAAUAAUUGAUGGCAUUUGUGGCCGAGCUUAUCCUCUCCACCAGGAUUAUCACAGUGUUUGGGAUUCAACAGAAUGGAAGAAUGUUCUAGAAGAUAUUACCAAAUUUUUCAAAGCUGUAGUUGGUAAAAAUUUAUCUGAUGAAGAGAUAUUUCAGCAGUUGAAUCAGUUGAAUUCAUUUCAUCAACAAGCUAUCAUGAAAUGCUUGAAAAGUAGGAAAGAUGAAAUCAAGCAGGCUCUGUUAGAAGAAAUAGUUGAUAUUUCUUCUGCACAGCUACAGGAUUUUGAUUGGCAGUUAAAGCUUGCACUGUCUAGUGACAAGAUUGCUACAUUACAAAUGCCACUUUUAAACCUUCAUCUAGACAUAAAAGAAAAUGGUGAAGUCAAACCAUAUUCUGUUGAAAUGAGUAAAGAAGAGCUGCAGAAUCUAAUAAAUUCCUUGGAGGCAGCUAAUAAGGUGGUCCUGCAGUUGAAGUAACCAACACUCUGAGAUUCUACUGCUACCCCAGAUGCGGCCAAGUGAAUACUGUGCGUUCAGAAUACCUGCGCUAUACUGACUGUUUUGCUCUGCUGAGAACGCAGCAUGUUGGGCUUACAGAGAUGAAAAUGUAUCCGCUUCCCUGCAGAACAGGAAAUGACAUGGUCGACAGGAAAUGCAUAAAAAAUGAAAGAUGAAAAAGCUCUAAUAGCAGUUUAUAUUUUCAUAAUGGCUGUUUUGCCUCAUUUAUUAAAUAUUUGAGAAAUCUUUAUAGAUAUACAGUUUUAUUGAAAGCUAAAAAUAGGCUCUAAAGUAAUGUAAACGUACAAAGCACAAAUCUACUUGAAUGUUGCUUAAAGGAAUAUAUGAAUCACAAGGGUGUAUAUUCUGGGUAUAUAUGAUUAAUUUGUAGUAUUUUAAAAAAUAGCUUUUAAAGAAUGUGUAAGCUGCAUAUGUAACUCAGGAGAUUGCAUAUCUUUGUUUCAAAGGAAAGAUUAUAAAAUAUAAAAUUUCUUAGAGAAAGAAGCUCCUCUUCAGACAUGAACAAGAAAAAAAUACUUAAAAUUGUGUCAACAGUUUUGAGUUUAUGAAUUCUAGAGAUUAAAAUCUUUUACACGGGUGGGAAAAAAUGAAA